Messenger RNA from Letharia columbiana, 828 nucleotides. RefSeq lists its product as uncharacterized. Gene Ontology annotation, molecular function: NAD+ kinase activity. The record is from RefSeq and is a predicted model, not a curated record. Lineage: Eukaryota; Fungi; Ascomycota; Lecanoromycetes; Lecanorales; Parmeliaceae. The transcript is spliced from 2 exons. Bases 1 to 828 code for a protein of 275 amino acids. Gene Ontology annotation, biological process: NAD+ metabolic process; NADP+ biosynthetic process.
AUGGGCACUCUCGGCUUCCUCAACGAGUGGAAGUUUCCAGAGCAUAAGAGAGCUUUCAGAGAGCUUUACAUGUCCGGUGCGCCCUCUUCUCGACAUUCCAUACUCUCUCCCGAACAGGUCGCAUCCUCACCUGCUGUCUCCCAACAUGCUGUCCAUACAAUUCAAUCGAAAGAAGGCUGGCCACCAAACCUAGGCGCCUCCCUGGGCCCAACCCGCGCAGCCCGCGUCCUCCUCCGCAACCGCCUCCGUGUCGCAAUAACAUCACCCGACAGAGAAGUCAUAACGCCUCCUGCCCUCCACGCCCUAAACGAAGUCAUCCUCCACCGUGGCGCCUCCCCACACCUAACACACCUUACAAUCUCCAUAUCUGGCCGCAUUUUGACGUCCACAUCAGCCGAUGGCCUCAUAAUUAGCACGCCUACAGGAUCGACUGCGUAUUCGCUAAGUGCGGGGGGAAGUAUCGUGCAUCCGUUAGUCAAAGGCAUAGUGAUAACGCCAAUAUGUGCGCGGAGUCUGAGUUUCAGACCACUAGUAUUACCGGCAGAGGCAGUCGUUGAAGUCACAGUCAGCGGCAGGGGAAAACAGGGUGUAGGCGUUAGUAUAGACGGAAAGGACCAGGAAAAAGGGGUGGGAUCUGGCAUGGGAUUGAGAGUUUGGGGCGAGGGUGUAGGGAGGAAAGGGGAAUUGGGAGAGAAAGGGGAGGGUUGGAUGGGAGCACAUGUGAAGCGUGAGCAGCAUCUGGUGAUGCACUGCCAUGAGUCGAUGCCGAGAAGCGCCACCAACUCCGGUUCAAAAUUGGUCGUAGCAAACGUGUCAUUGAAGCCAUGA